ACGAGACGGGGAGCCGUUUGAACCGUAACUGUGCGAGGCGGAAACAUUGAAAUUGGACGAUUUGUUUAUAUAUAUAUCUAUUAAUUAUUAAAAACAAAAACAAAUUAAACGUUGUGAUUCACAUCCACACACUGGGUGUCUUUUAUGAAGCCAGAGUCGAAGCGGCGGGACGGCAGUUUCCCUCCUGUUUUCUGACUCCUGUUUGCCGGCAAAGUGGAUCCGGAGCUAACGGCUAACUAGCCGCCGAGCUAACGGCUAACUAGCCGCCGAGCUAACGCUACAGCUAGCAGGCUAACCCCCAACACAAAGGACGACUCUGGCCGGUGUUAGUGUCUUAUCCAUCCCGUAUCACCCCGUUGAAUGAGGACUGAGUCUCCUGCGCAGGUUGAUCAUGGUGCUGACAGGGAAGCGCUCGGAGAAAGGUCCGGCCUGCUGGAAGAGGAGAGUGAAGUCUGAGUACAUGAGGCUCCGGCAGCUCAAACGCUUCAGACGGGCCGACGAGGUCAAGAGCAUGUUCAACACCAACCGCCAGAAAAUCAUGGAGCGAACGGACAUAUUGAACCAGGAGUGGAAGACCAGGCGGAUCCAGCCGGUUCACAUCAUGACGUCUGUCGGCUCUCUGAGAGGAACCCGAGAGUGCACGGUGGACAGCGGGUUCUCCGAGUUCCCUAGGCAGGUCAUCCCCCUGAAGACUCUGAACGCCGUGGCCUCGGUCCCCGUCAUGUACUCCUGGUCCCCACUGCAGCAGAACUUCAUGGUGGAGGAUGAGACGGUGCUCCAUAACAUUCCCUACAUGGGAGACGAGAUCCUGGACCAGGACGGCACUUUCAUAGAAGAGCUCAUCAAGAAUUAUGACGGCAAAGUUCACGGAGACAGAGAGUGCGGCUUCAUCAACGACGAGAUCUUCGUGGAGCUGGUCAGCGCUCUGUCGCAGUACAGCGACAACGAGGACGAGGAGGAGGAGGAAGAGCAGGACUUCAAGGUGGACAAGAUGGAGAUCUGUGACGGCAAGGAGCACCAGGAGGACCCCCGCAAGGACGGACUCCUCACCACUGAGAGCCGAACCAGCAGUGACGGCACCAAGAAGUUUCCCUCCGACAAGAUUUUUGAAGCCAUCUCGUCCAUGUUCCCUGACAAGGGCUCCACCGAGGAGCUCAAAGAGAAGUACAAGGAGCUGACGGAGCAGCAGCUGCCCGGCGCUCUGCCUCCUGAGUGCACGCCGAACAUCGACGGGCCCAACGCUCGCUCCGUGCAGCGCGAGCAGAGCCUGCACUCCUUCCACACGCUGUUCUGCAGACGCUGCUUCAAAUACGACUGUUUCCUGCACCCUUUCCAUGCGACUCCAAACACCUACAAGAGAAAGAACCUGGAGAACCUGGUGGACAGUAAACCGUGCGGCAUCGACUGCUACAUGUACCUGGUGCAGGACGGGAUGGUGAACGAGUAUCCGGCCGGCGUGGUCGGCGAGCGAGCCAAGACGCCGUCCAAGCGGCCGGUGGGCCGCCGCCGCGGACGGCUGCCCAACAGCAACAGCCGGCCCAGCACGCCCUCCGUCUCCUCGGAAACCAAAGACACGGACAGCGACCGCGAGGGCAGCAAGGAGGACGAGAGAGACAACGACAACGACAAAGACGACGAGGACAAGAAGGACGAGAACACCAGCAGCUCAGAGGGUAACUCUCGGUGUCAGACUCCGGUGAAGAUGAAGCUGACGGGCGAGGCCGAGGCGGUGGAGUGGAGCGGCGCCGAAGCUUCUCUCUUUAGGGUUCUCAUCGGGACGUACUACGACAACUUCUGCGCCAUCGCACGACUCAUCGACACCAAAACCUGCAGACAGGUCUACGAGUUCAGGGUGAAGGAGUCGAGCAUCAUCGCCCGCGCUCCGGCUGAAGACGAGGACACGCCGCCCCGCAAGAAGAAGAGGAAACACAGACUGUGGGCCACUCACUGCAGGAAGAUCCAGCUGAAGAAAGACGGCUCGUCCAAUCACGUGUACAACUACCAGCCAUGUGACCACCCGCGGCAGCCCUGUGACUCCUCCUGUCCCUGCGUCACCGCACAGAACUUCUGCGAGAAGUUCUGCCAGUGCAGCUCUGAGUGUCAGAACCGUUUCCCGGGCUGUCGCUGCAAGGCUCAGUGUAACACCAAGCAGUGUCCGUGCUACCUGGCGGUGAGGGAGUGCGACCCCGACCUCUGCCUGACCUGCGGCGCCGCCGACCACUGGGACAGCAAGAACGUGUCCUGCAAGAACUGCUCCAUCCAGAGAGGAGCCAAGAAGCACCUGCUGCUGGCUCCGUCAGACGUGGCCGGUUGGGGAAUCUUCAUCAAAGAGCCGGUUCAGAAGAACGAGUUCAUCUCCGAGUACUGUGGAGAGAUAAUCUCUCAGGAUGAAGCCGACCGCAGAGGGAAAGUCUACGAUAAAUACAUGUGCAGCUUCCUCUUCAACCUCAACAACGAUUUUGUUGUUGACGCCACGAGGAAAGGCAACAAGAUCCGCUUCGCCAACCACUCGGUCAACCCCAACUGCUAUGCAAAAGUGAUGAUGGUGAACGGGGAUCACAGGAUAGGAAUCUUUGCUAAGAGAGCCAUCCAGACCGGAGAGGAGCUCUUCUUCGACUACAGGUACAGCCAGGCGGACGCUCUGAAGUACGUGGGGAUCGAGCGGGAGAUGGAGAUCGCCUGACUCGGACUUCUACCUCCUGUGGAUCGACGACACAAAGGCCUUACACUCACACACAAACAAACACACCUGCACUUCAGGAAAAAUCCAGACGACUCGUCAAAAUGCUAGAAAGCUUCAGGAAAACUGGGAAUAUUUGAAGCAGAAUUUUGAUGCUGUGUUUUUUUUUUUUUGUUUAGUUUUGUUUUGCCACCUUUUCAACUUUUCAUAUCUGUUUAUCUUUUUUUUUUUUUUCUUCUGUCAACAAAUCUUGGUCUUCUGUCGAGGCGGGAGAAUCUCCCCUCAGCUGGAGGUGCACGUCACCUACGAACUGACUCCUGUUUUUUUUAUAAUUCCAAACAGUAAAUGUUUCUGCUGACAGGAGAUGAACGCGUCUUUUUUUUUUUUUUUUUUUUUUUCCAAAACUGGCUUUUCAAUUCAAGCUUCAGGGACCAAAAACCCUCCACCAGCUGCUUUCACACAACCGUCUGGACUCUGUUUGUAGCGAGUGCCACAUGUGGCUCGUUUUGUUUUCUCCGAUGUGACGUGAACCAGCCGAACGCUCCGCAGACUGUCUGUAAACCAGGACGCCGUCACAGAGCAGCGUCACCACAGCAACACACACUUCUACUACUUUCAGAGCCACACAGACACGUUUUGAUCACAUACACACACUCGCUGGUAUUAACCCAUUGAGGCCUGAAAAACCGCUGGGCGAUUUUAAAAUAAGCCUCUAAUUUUCUGGAAAUUCUGGAAAAAAAAAGUGUGAACUCUUCUACUAAAUAAUAGAUUUUUCAGCCUCUGUAGCAGAUAGAAAUUAAAUUCAAAAAGUAUUUGAAAGCUUAAUACAAAUACUACAAAACGACGUAAACGCUUUCCAGGCUUCAAUGGGUUAAUUAAACAAGUUUAGUAGACAUGAAGGGAUUAGUCAGUUCAGUUUAUCUGCCAUAAACGUCUUUAUUAUGUUAGAUUAAUUAACCCAUUUAGGCCUAAAAAACCUGGAAAAAAUGCCUGUAAAAUCAGCCCCUAAACCUGAAGUUUUUCUGGAACAGAAGUGUCAACGCUUCCUACUAAAUAAUAGAUUUUAAUGGUAGAAUAACGCAACAGCGCCCCCGGUUUUAAUGGUAGAAAUGCGGUAAUGCUUUCCCGGCUUAAAUGGGUUAAUACAGAACUUUUUGGGAACGUGUUAUGGACAAAAUUCACUAUUUUCCAACCAACAACAAUUACAACCCAAAGAUAAUAGUCAGCAAAAUAAAGGAAACACGUUCGACAAAAGCACCAUUUUUUUUCCACAUGCUCUCCAUCUCCAUGAGUUUACAUUUUUGAUGGGAGCCAUAUAAAGUCUAUGAGAACCAAUAUAUCUUCCAAGCCACUCAGAAGGUCAAUAUUGGUGUCAAAAUCCACAUUUUCUGGGUCAAAUAAUCAUUUAAAACUGUUGAGAAUAUCACUAGAUGAUUAUUUGAUCGAAUUUUGUUAUUUUAUUUUAAUAUAUGUCCAACCGCUUGGGAACUGAGUUGGAUAUUAUGUAAAUAAAAGGCCAAAAUGAACAUAUCUAUUUGAUCAAAAACCUUCUAAGUGUAUAAAACUGCUUUAAAAUGAUGUUAAAAUUGAGGGUAAAUUAGAUAUUCAGUUUAUAUUAAGAUUCAAAUAAAUCUUAAUAUAAAAGAGGGAGAUAAAAUUCUAACAUUGGAUCCGCAAAGUUCUGCUAUUUAUUAGAAAUUAUUCUGAAGUUAGUUUGGGGAAAUAAACCUCAGUCAGGCUGACUUUUAUUUUGUAGGGCUCACUAAAAUAAACCUGAUAAAACAGGACGAUGUCGCUCAAAGCUCCACAAACACGAUCAGAUCUCAGAUAUUU
Molecule: messenger RNA, 4513 nt
Organism: Centropristis striata (black sea bass)
Lineage: Eukaryota; Metazoa; Chordata; Actinopteri; Perciformes; Serranidae
Gene: ezh2
Product: enhancer of zeste 2 polycomb repressive complex 2 subunit
Exons: 19
Coding region: 392-2683 (763 amino acids)
Biological process (GO): chromatin remodeling
Molecular function (GO): protein binding; histone H3K27 methyltransferase activity
Source: RefSeq, a predicted model, not a curated record